Molecule: messenger RNA, 1434 nt
Organism: Spizellomyces punctatus DAOM BR117
Lineage: Eukaryota; Fungi; Chytridiomycota; Chytridiomycetes; Spizellomycetales; Spizellomycetaceae
Product: DNA-directed RNA polymerase I subunit RPA49
Exons: 10
Coding region: 16-1224 (402 amino acids)
Biological process (GO): RNA polymerase I preinitiation complex assembly; nucleolar large rRNA transcription by RNA polymerase I; transcription elongation by RNA polymerase I
Cellular component (GO): RNA polymerase I complex
Molecular function (GO): DNA binding
Source: RefSeq, a predicted model, not a curated record
AGCAAGCACCACACCAUGUCAACGAAAAAGCGAAAGGUUGUAGAAGGCGGUUCUAUCAAGCCAGCGACCUUUGACAAUGACACGAACGACACACCCCUUCUAGUCACCCUCCCAGACUUCCCAACGAAACCCCAUUCUGUCAAAUUUCAAACAUUUGUACGUGGUGAAAAUGAGUCGGGGGCUGUACGGAAGAAGCGUCGUAUUGUGGUGGGCCAAACCUCGAAACUUGAAUAUGUUGGAGAUAAUGCUGGGAACAAGCGCUAUUGCCGAUAUGUCAUCGGUGUAUUUGAUAAGAACACCAAGCAGCUCACGCUGCGUGAAUCCGAUGCAUUUCGCAUGGCCACAACAGUCAAAACACUCAAGCGGCACGAAUCUAAGCAUAUUGCGGAGAAGAAUAUGCUCGCACGAAAUGCCCUUGGUGAGGCCUUUGGAACAAAGAAGCGUCGUCAAGCCAUCCGAGCACUGGAGAAGAACGUAGUUGAUGUGCGGGGCAUGGCGGAAGUUGAGGAUGUAAUAAAGGGCGCCAUUGACGAAAAGGCGGCAACGCUUCCGAGCAGGGAGGAGAUUCGGCAAGAGGCACAGCUCGACAGGUGUAUACCGCCUUACAACCUUCAGGCUCAAUCCCCCGCCGAUGUGUACAACGUGGAGGACAUCAUAACUCCCGCGGAACUCCAAGCGAUUCCCUUCAAGCAGAUAUGGAGAGCCAGAUCUGCAUCUGACGUUAAGGAGCUUCUCGAGCCCAUAUCGCCUACAUCAUGGGUUUGGGACAAGAUUCACGUUUGUCUACAGGUCAAGGAUGAUAGCGUCAGGAUGCGGAGGCUCAUUUAUCUUGCGUAUCUGAUGAAAUUCCAUGGUUUCAAAGACAAGGAUUUGAACAGCCAGGCAGUUGGAAAGAGGCUCGGAGGAGCACCGCAGAUUGUUGCGGAGAGGCUGAUGAAUGAAUUCACAGAGUUUCAAGAAGAUGAGGGAAGGAGACGAUAUCGAAUGUCGCCCAAGUUGCAAGAUAAGCUGCGAGCUUACAUAUUGACUUUAUGCCUGAUUCUCAACGACUUCAAGGUGGACGCCAGUCAAAUAGCACGGGACUUGGGUAUAGCAGUCAACAAAAUGAACGACAUUGCAAAAGAAUUGGGAUGCAAACACCAACAAGUCAAGAACGCCGAAGGCAAAUCGACGAAGAGGAUGGCGCUCACUGUUCCUCUUGUCUUCCCACAAAGAACACGUUGAAGAGGCUUUCUCUAUGGUGGGCCGGUGCUCAUGACUAUAGAUUCAAUGCAUAUAUAAUUAGCGCCGAUGUGAAAAUCAAUAGACUUGGGUUCGAAGUCUUAUUAUUUUCCAGUUAGCCCAUUCUGAGUCCCCCGGAUGUUUUACAUGGAAUGAUGCGCUAUCCUGGGAAAAAUAUAUACGGUUCACAAUUUGCCGGGUAGCGUCUCCUGG